AUGCGCGCAGGCGCAGGCGCAGCCGUGGCCGUGGCCGUGGCCGUGUCUGUGGCCGUGGGCGCGGGCGUGCUCGGCGCCGUGGCGGGUCCGUGUUGGGCGCAGGCGCAGCCGUGGCCGUGGCCGUGGCCGUGUCCGUGGCUGUGGGCGCAGGCGCGGGCGUGCUCGGGGCCGUGGCGGGUCCGUGUUGGGUCCGUGGCGGGUCCGUGUUGGGUCCGUGUUGGGUCCGUGCCCCGGCGGUGGCUGACGGGGGUCCCGUGGGUGCAGGCGCAGCCGUGGCCGUGGCCGUGGCCGUGGCCGUGGCCGUGGGCGCAGGCGCGGGCCUCCUCGGGGCCGGGGCCGCCGCCGCCGCCGGCGCUGGGCCGCACGCUGGGCCGGUACCUGAGCUGCCUGGAGCCGCUGCUGGGCGCCGCGGAGCUGGCGCAGAGCCGCCGCCUGGUCCAGGCCUUCGGCGCCCCGGGGGGGCCGGGCCCCGGCUCCAGGCCCGGCUCCAGCAGCGGCCCCCCCCCGAGGGCCCCCACGGGGAGUGGCCCUGGGCGCCGCGGGGGGCGGCUCCCGCUGCCCGUCCACUCCAGCCCCGCGCUGGCCCUGCCCCGGCAGCAGUUCGACGGCUGGCGGGGGCAGCUCUGGUUCGCGGCCCGGCUCAUCGCUGGCGUCAUCGACUACCGGGAGCAGCUGGAGCGGCGCGUCCCCCCCGCCCCAUGGAUCGCGGCGGCCUUCGGCGCCUGCCGGGUGCCGGGGCUGGAGCGGGACGAGGUGCCGUGGGGCCCCGCGGGGCGCCGGCCCCCCAACUGCAUCACCGUCGUCCGCAACUACCAGUUCUUCCAGCUGGAGGUGUACCGCAGCGACGGGGCGCCGCUGGCCGAGGCCGAGCUCCACGCGCAGCUCCGGCGCCUCCGCGCCCAGUCCUGGAAGACGGACAAGGAGCCGCUCGGCGUCCUCACCGGCGACCACCGGCACUCCUGGGGCCGGGCCCACGGCGCCCUCGUGCGCGACCGGCUGAACCGGGAGUCGUGGGGGCGGCUCCGGCGCGGGCUCUUCGCGCUGAGCCUGGACGCGCCGGUGCUGAAGGUGUCGGACGGGCGGCUCCCGGCCCGCGUCGCCGCCCAGCUGCUCCACGGCGGCGGCAGCCGGGCCAACAGCGGCAACCGCUGCUUCGACAUGGCGCUCCAGUUCAUCGUGGGGGAGGACGGGACGUGCGGCGUCCUGUACGACCAGGCCGUGAUCGACGGCGCCGCCGUCGCCGACAUCGCCGACCACGUGCUCGACUACUGCCGCGGCCCCGCCCCCGCGCGCGCGGCGCUGACGCCGCUGCCCCUCCCCCGCAAGCUCUACUUCACCGUGGGGCCGGAGCUGCUGGUGGCGCUGGAGCGGGCGAGGAGGCACCUGGACAGCCUCAUCGCCGACGUCGACUUCUUCUGCUUCGACUACGACGGCUUCGGCGAGGAGCUGCCGCGCGCCCGGGGGCUGCGGCCCGGCGCCCUCGCCCACGUCGCCCUCCAGCUCGCCUACUACCGGACCCACGGCGCGCUCUGCGCCGCCUGCGAGCCGGUCUCGCUGCACCACGUGCUGCCCGGCUGCACGGACGUCGUGCGCCCGCCCGGGCCGCCCUGCCUCGCCCUCGCCCGCGCCCUGCGCGACCCCCGCCGCCAGCCGGAGGAGCAGCUGCGGCUGCUGCGGGAGGCCGUGGAGGCCCAGGGCGAGGUCACCGACCUGGUGCUGGCGGGGGAGGGCCCGGACCGGCACCUGCAGGGGCUGAAGCGCGAGGCGAUCGCGGGGGGCGAGCGGCUCCCCGAGCUCUUCAUGGACCCCGGCUACGCCGCGGCCACCCACUUCCGCCUCUGCACCGUGCAGGUGUCCUCGCGGGGGGGCUGCUGGCCCGUGCGGGGGCCGCUGGUGCCCGACGGCUACGGCGUGGGGCUGGCGCUGCGCCCGGGGGGGCUGCGCGUCGCCCUCGCCGCCUUCGCCUGCUGCCGCAGCACCCGCGCCCCCGCCCUGGGCGCCGCCCUGCGCGCCGCCCUCGACCAGCUGGGGGCGCUGCUGCGCGGCGCGGGGGGGCCCCCGUGACGGGCCCCCCCCCCCGGCCCCCGCCCCCUCCCUCGGUUUCGGGGCCAAAAACGGCCGGUUACGGAGCAAAAUAAAAGUCGCUUCGUGC
Rhea pennata is the source of this 2152-nucleotide messenger RNA. Its product is annotated as carnitine O-acetyltransferase-like. Gene Ontology annotation, biological process: carnitine metabolic process, CoA-linked. The record is from RefSeq and is a predicted model, not a curated record. Gene Ontology annotation, molecular function: carnitine O-acetyltransferase activity. Lineage: Eukaryota; Metazoa; Chordata; Aves; Rheiformes; Rheidae. Gene Ontology annotation, cellular component: peroxisome.